AUGACGGAUCUCCUAGGACGUUCGGGUAUGGUAGAUUGCAAGCCCCUUACCACGCCUGCGGCUGUUACUAAAGCAGUAACACCAUCUGACGAACUGUUCAAGAAUCCAACCCAAUAUCGGCGGAUUGUAGGAGCCUUGCAGUACUUGACUAUUACUAGGUCGGACCUCGCCUAUGCAGUCAAUCGCCUGUGUCAGUUCAUGCACUCGCCAACAGUAGAACAUUGGGCCCUUGUGAAACGUGUGCUCCGCUACAUCAAGGGGACUCUGGACUAUGGACUUCGCCUCUCUCCAUCUUCAUCGACCAGCAUUCAUGCCUUUUCCGACUCAGACUGGGCUGGCUGUCCAGUUGAUAGAAAGAAUACUAGUGGGUUUGCUGUCUACCUGGGGACUAAUCUCAUCUCUUGGUCUCCAAGAAACAACGUAACAUCACUCGUUCCUCCACCGAGGCAGAAUAUAAGGCUUUAG
Molecule: messenger RNA, 465 nt
Organism: Ipomoea nil (Japanese morning glory)
Lineage: Eukaryota; Viridiplantae; Streptophyta; Magnoliopsida; Solanales; Convolvulaceae
Exons: 1
Coding region: 1-465 (154 amino acids)
Source: RefSeq, a predicted model, not a curated record